AUGAAAAGAUCAAAACAUAUACAACGAGCAGUCGGCGCGAUAAACGCGCCAUUAAGACCACCAGAUAGGCCCUUGAGACGUCCAUUAUCCCCUGGAGACCUUAAACCCUUCGUUUCUUGGCCAUGGAAGCUUGUUGAAAACCAGAAGGUCCAGAGCAGGGCAUCCUCUCAAAUGGUGCUUCAUCCGCAUCGCCCUCUCCACACGCUACUGUCCUCUAACAUCCUGAUGGGUUCCAAGAACUUGCUGAGAAGCGCACCUUUUACAAUACCCAUCUCAUUUUCCCGCCUGCACCAUUUCCAUACCUAUCGACUUCUCUUCUCAACAAGCCCACCAAAACCCAUCUCUAUAUUUCACCAUCUUAUCGUAAAGAAAUCUGGAUUCUGCUAUAUGUCUUACGCCAGGGUUCCCAGGCCAGUUCACAUGGAUUACCCAGAAGAAGAAACGAUCGACUCAAUUCGAUUAAAUGCUUUAAAGAAGAGAUUGGAAAUGAUAGGGAUUGACUGCACUAGUUGUAGACCUGGACAGUACAAUCAUUUGAUUUGCCCAAAGUGUGAAGGUGGAGACUCAAUGGAGAGGAGCUUAUCACUUCUGAUUACACAAGAUGGGGGUUCGGCCAUGUGGACAUGUUUUAGAGCUAAAUGUGGAUGGAGAGGUGGCGCCCAGGCCUUUCCAGAUGGGAGGGCAUUUGGUGGAGCUAAUCUAAUUCCAAAAGUAAUGCCCAAACGAGAAAUAUCAGAGGAGAGUCUUGGGUUAGAACCCUUGUGUGAUGAGCUACUUGCAUACUUUGCUGAACGAAUGAUAUCAGGGGAAACACUAAGGAGGAAUGCUGUCAUGCAAAAAUCUGGAAAGCAGGUUUGUGGAGCUAUUGAUGGCAAAAAAUUGUCCUUGAGCUCACAUGGAAACACAAAGAUUGCCAUUGCAUUUACUUAUAGACAAAAUGGAAAGCUUGUCAGCUGCAAGUACCGAGGCGUUGAUAAAGUAUUUUGGCAGGAGAAGGAUACAGAGAAGAUAUUAUAUGGGCUGGAUGAUAUAAAACAAACAAGUGAUAUUAUCAUUGUUGAGGGUGAAAUUGAUAAACUUUCAAUGGAAGAAGCUGGCUUCCGUAAUUGUGUCAGUGUUCCUGAUGGUGCACCUGCAAAGGUUUCUACAAAAGAGUUGCCAUCUAUAGAGAAGGACACAAAGUAUCAAUAUUUGUGGAAUUGCAAAGAGUACUUGGACAAGGCAUCUCGCAUAAUUCUUGCAACUGAUGCUGAUCCACCUGGCCAAGCUUUAGCUGAAGAGCUUGCCCGUCGCCUUGGAAGAGAAAGAUGUUGGCGAGUCAGAUGGCCAAAAAAAGAUGGGGGCAAUGUUUGCAAGGAUGCAAAUGAGGUUUUGUCAUAUUAUGGGCCAGAUGCAUUGAAGGAAGUAAUUGAGAAUGCUGAAUUGUAUCCCAUACGUGGUUUGUUCAACUUCAAAGAUUACUUUGAUGAGAUUGAUUCGUAUUACCAUUGCAGUUUUGGAUAUGAGCUUGGUGUAUCAACUGGAUGGAGGGCUCUGAAUAAUUUGUACAACGUUGUGCCAGGAGAGCUGACCAUAGUGACAGGUGUUCCCAAUUCUGGCAAGAGUGAGUGGAUUGAUGCUCUCUUGUGCAAUCUUAAUGAAAGUGAUGGGUGGAAGUUUGCACUUUGCUCAAUGGAAAACAAGGUUCGUGAACAUGCAAGAAAGCUUUUGGAGAAGCACCUCAAGAAGCCUUUCUUCAGUGCAAGAUAUGGAGAAUCUAUGGAGCGGAUGAGCGUUGAGGAAUUGGAAUUAGGGAAGGAAUGGUUGAAUGAUACAUUUUAUCUCAUACGGUGUGAAGAUGAUUGUCUACCCUCUGUUAAGUGGGUACUUGAACUUGCCAAAGCAGUUGUUUUAAGGCAUGGAGUUCGUGGACUUGUGAUAGAUCCAUACAAUGAGUUGGAUCAUCAACGUCCUCCAAACCAGACUGAAACAGAGUAUGUAAGUCAGAUGCUUACUAAGAUUAAACGCUUUGCUCAACAUCAUGCAUGCCAUGUUUGGUUUGUAGCACAUCCUAGACAGUUACACCACUGGGUUGGUGGUCCACCUAACCUGUAUGAUAUCAGUGGGAGUGCACAUUUUAUAAACAAGUGUGAUAAUGGAAUUGUUAUUCACCGAAACCGAGAUCCACAGGCAGGACCACUGGAUCAAGUGCAAAUAUGUGUGCGGAAGAUACGGAAUAAGGUUAUAGGAAACAUAGGUGAUGCCUUCUUGUCAUAUAAUAGGACCACAGGUGAAUUUAAGGACAUUGAUGAGACUCCAAGCAAGAACUAAACUCCAAGCAGAAGAUAAAGACUAGUACGCUGAUAUUUUCAGCACCAACUAUUAACCUGAUUUAUUGGUUGCGUCCUGAUUUGCCGAUGUCAGGGUCUGCAAGGUUCUAUUUCUUUCUUUCAUUUUUGUAUCACCAAGAUCCUUGAAUUACUGAAGUUAGAGCGAAUGUGCACCUUUCUGGAACCUUGACGAAGAUUCUAGCGAAGCCCAGAAAAAUGAGUACCCUGGCCAUUUGAUGGAUAAGUGUAAACGGGUUUGCACACGAGGAAAAAUGAGUACCAUUCCAUUUUGUUUUUUAAGGUUUGUAGCCUUUUGCUUCCUAGAUUUCCACUAAAAAUAUAAAAAGCUUUGGUAACAGAGAAAUUUCAUGGCCUUUUAUCAUUAGGAUUUUCAUUUUUCUUUAUUUUCUUCUUGUUGACAUAUUCUUUCUCGUGUAAAUGAGGAAAUAUUCUAUUAGUCCGUGACUGGCUUUCCUUUC
Molecule: messenger RNA, 2788 nt
Organism: Nelumbo nucifera (sacred lotus)
Lineage: Eukaryota; Viridiplantae; Streptophyta; Magnoliopsida; Proteales; Nelumbonaceae
Product: toprim domain-containing protein
Biological process (GO): DNA replication
Molecular function (GO): 5'-3' DNA helicase activity; ATP binding; single-stranded DNA binding
Source: RefSeq, a predicted model, not a curated record